Molecule: messenger RNA, 1125 nt
Organism: Saccharomycopsis crataegensis
Lineage: Eukaryota; Fungi; Ascomycota; Saccharomycetes; Ascoideales; Saccharomycopsidaceae
Gene: TEX1
Product: Tex1p
Exons: 1
Coding region: 1-1125 (374 amino acids)
Biological process (GO): mRNA export from nucleus
Cellular component (GO): THO complex part of transcription export complex
Molecular function (GO): protein binding
Source: RefSeq, a predicted model, not a curated record
AUGAUAGGACAUAGAAAAAGAACCAGUGGAGGUGGUGGUGUUUCUGCCUCUUCUACUUCUGGUGGUGCUGCUGCCGCUGCUGCUUCUAAUGCUUCCUCUGUUGGUCCUUCCGCCGCUGUUGGUGAUGACCACGUUGCUCUAGCGAAAAAAUACUUUGCUUCAUUGAAUACCGCGACAAUUCGUGAUGAAGAAGACCGUCUUUAUUCGGAAAUAUUGGAUAUUAAAUGGAGUCCCGUUGGUAAUAGAGUGGCGUACUCCCGACACACCAAAUCGUUAUUGGUAUGUGACUUUCUGGGAGCCAGUAUGAACCUGUUUUCCAAACACCAUAUAAUCAAGAAUUGUCAUCGAGACGCCAUUGGAUCAUUGAGCUGGGACCCGAAUAAUGACGUUACCAUCGCCACGGUGGGCGGGGAUAAUUUGAAAAUAUGGAAUAUCGAAACCCAGAAACUAACGAUGGAAUUUCCGAUCAAAGGAAAUACCAAAUUGGUCAGCUAUAGCCCCCGGGGCAAAUACUUGAGUUGUAUCAGCAAAUUGAUCGAUAAAGAAUCGGGGAGUGUGACUACCCAUCAUUUGACGGUGAUAGAUAUGGAAUCCAAGGACUUGAAAGUGGUGGCCGAGGCCAGUUUUGACUAUUUUAUAUUCAGCUUUGUUUGGGCCAACGACGAUGGGUCGAUCGUCUUGGGAUUUAGCAAUGGGGAGGUAGGGAUCUUCAAAGUGAAUGAAGAGCUCGCAAAUGGCUUGGAAAACGUUUAUACUUUCAAAGCUAGUGUGUCGUGUAUCAAUGCCAUGGCCUUUGAUCCAAGCGGCCAAUAUUUGAUCAUCGGAAGCCAUGAGGGGAUAGUAUCUGUUUGGUCCACUGCUUCUUUGAGUUGUGUGAAGACCGUUGCGUUGGUUGAUGAAUCUGUGAUGGCCAUUGACAUUUCGGGAGAUGGUCGUUAUGUGGCGGCUUGUUUCCAAGGGGGAGCGCCUACAAGAAUCUAUGAGUUGAAAACUUUCACCGAAUGUUUUGAAGUCACGAAUAAUAAAAGUUCUGGCUACCAAAUCGCCAACAUCGCGUUCAGAGGAAGACAGGCGACUUUCGCAUAUACCAGUAACAAUGGCGAAUUAAAGCUUUGUUUCAAGUGA